UCGAAUUUCUUUUACGAAAAUCGAAUAAGCCUUCAACAGUUCUGCCUUUUUGCGGUGCUUUUUGUACGAAAGUAUUAUUUCGGAUUGUACUAUGCGCGUAAAUUUUAGAGGGACGUUUUACUGAAUCCAUUGAACGCCGCCGACCAGAAUGUCGGAUUGUGAUCGUCUACGAACGUUAUCGGAGUUGAUCGCCUUCCUCGAGCCCUUCCACCCCCUGGCCGACAUCCCCCUGGCCCCCUUCAUCACCGACAACCUCUUCCACACCACCGUCCUCCCGUUGUUCCCCUCCAGCCAGGACGCGGAUCCCGCGCUCCUCUUUCCCCAGUUCUGGGACUUUUGCGUGGUUUUAUGGAAAUCUCCCAUCACCGAGUACCCAGAGGCGCGGAAUCCCUGGGAGAAGCUGGCGCGGGACGCGGCGUGUAAAUGCCGUUUAUUGGUCAGUGGACCGCCCCCGGAGGCGGACGCCGUGGACGGGAAGUUGGCCAGUGUCAUGAUGAUGUCGGAGAAGAAGCUCCAGGAGAUUUGUGCUAUGGCGCCGGUUGUUCGUGACGUUGCGGAGGAGUGUCAAGUGCGGCAGGUAGUGGAUGUGGGCUGCGGGAAGGGCUAUUUAAGCGCCUGGCUGAGUCUCCGCGACGGCCUGGACGUGCUGGGCGUGGAGAUGUCGGCCAGCAACAUCCAGGGCGCCGCGACACGCUUGCGCCGGUUGAAUCAGCAGUGGAACGCCGUCCGCAAGCGCCUGCCGGUCGCCGGCGACAGCGGCGGUCCAGGGCGGCUGACGUUCGCCUGCCAGGCGGUGGGCGAGGACGCGCAGUUGGACGGCGUCGACGGGCGUUUCGUGGUGUGCGGACUGCACGCGUGCGGCAGCCUCUCCGACCACAUUAUCCGCAUGUUUCAGCGGAAUGAUCAGGCCGCGGGAUUGGUGCUGGUGCCGUGCUGCUAUCAUUUAAUGGAAGAAAGGUUUGAGGGGGGAAAUUGUAGCGCCGCUGCGGCAUUCCCUUCGUCCACCUUCCUGCAGUCGCGCCGGUAUCGUCUGGGGCGGAACGCGCGCAUGCUGGCGUCGCAGAGCGUGGAGCGGACGCUGGCCGACCGCGCGGCCUUCGAGCGGUCGGUGCGGGCGCUCUUCUUCCGCGCUCUCCUGCAGGUCGUCCUCCGGCGUCACGGUCUGGAGGAGCGCGUGCAGAGUGUCGGCAGCAUCAAGACCGUUAACGGCGAUUUCGUCGCGUACGCGCGGGAAGCGCUGGAUGAUGUACCGAUGGACGAAGAGGAGCUGGAAGCGGUGUACAGGGAAUACGCCCCCGUGGAGCUGCAGUUGCGUCUGGUGUGUCUGACACGGAUCCUGCUGGCGCCGCUGAUCGAGCAGAUCAUCCUGCUGGACCGGGCCUGCGCGCUGGAUGAACGGGACGACAUCGGGGAUGUGGGCGUGGUGGAUCUGUUUGAUCCGCGCGUGUCGCCCCGACGCUGGGCCGUCGUCGCACAGAAAAAACUAUGACUUGCAGUUCUCCUGAUUUCCGUUGUUUUUCGCAUUUGUACGUUUUUUAAUGGGCGCUUAGGCGUGAAUUUGUCACGCCGGGUCUGCUAAGCGGUUAUGAGUGCACAGCGAUAAGCAGGAAAUCAUCGAUAAUAAAUGGGUCAAGUAUUGGUCACAAAAGGUCAAGCCUA
Molecule: messenger RNA, 1659 nt
Organism: Paramacrobiotus metropolitanus
Lineage: Eukaryota; Metazoa; Tardigrada; Eutardigrada; Parachela; Macrobiotidae
Product: probable methyltransferase-like protein 25
Exons: 6
Coding region: 149-1489 (446 amino acids)
Source: RefSeq, a predicted model, not a curated record